Pleurotus ostreatus (oyster mushroom) is the source of this 2076-nucleotide messenger RNA. RefSeq lists its product as uncharacterized. The record is from RefSeq and is a predicted model, not a curated record. Lineage: Eukaryota; Fungi; Basidiomycota; Agaricomycetes; Agaricales; Pleurotaceae. The transcript has 2 exons. Bases 1 to 2076 code for a protein of 691 amino acids.
AUGGACUUCGCCGAGCUCGAGGGUAAAAUAUGCGAUACAUGCACAGCCAGCUUGAGCGGGAAGAAAAAGAUCAAGAAACAGGAGGACUACUUCGUAGAGCUGGGUAAAGGCGUCCCUUUCGAUAACUACCAUCAUCAGAGCUACGGUGACUUCGUGGCCAGCAAGGAAGAUGGCUGCUUCAUCUGCACCUGGAUUUGGACUAAGGUGCUACCUGUAGAUAGCCAGUCUGCUGCCCUCGAUGGGUUUCGGAUAUACUGCCACUACUACUACGAGGAAAGGAUACUCUUCUACGUAGUGUGCCCCUGGGCAGCUGAUUUCAGGCUCAUUGUACGUCUGCGGAAGAAGGCGGAUUUUCCGACCCACGCCUAUGGCCGCGCAGGCUCGCCUCCGCAGCCCCCGUGGACCGAACUCGAUGCACAUCCUUGGUCUACUCUCGACCCCAACAUAGGAUCGAGCCAAUCUCUACAGACAAUCCAGCAAUGGAUCUCCUCCUGCAAUAAGAACCACGAAUACUGCCGUCCCCCCAGCUCGGAAGGGGCUUAUUUCCCUAGCAGGGCCCUUGACGUCGACAAGGCUGAGCUCGGUACCGUUCAUCUGCGCGACAGGAGCCAAAUCGAAGCCAAGCACGCGGGGACAUAUCCCGUCUACUGGACACUUUCCCACCGUUGGGGCGACCCAGAGCUGAUCGUACGGCUUCUCUCUACCACGGAGCACCAGUUCCGCAAUGGCAUACGCAUUGACGACCUGUCACCGACUUUCCGCGAUGCAGUCCUGCUGGUCCACCGUCUGGGCUACAGAUAUAUCUGGAUUGACUCCUUGUGCAUCUUCCAAGACUCCCUUGACGAGUGGCAACAGGAGGCCCAGGCAAUGGUGGAUGUGUAUCGGCACUCUUUGUGCAAUAUCUCUGCCGCCGCCGCGUCCUCGGACCCUGGUAGCAGCGGCCUCUUCCGCAGCAGGAAGCUCGACGCACGGCUUCUGUUUCCCUUCAAGGCGGAUGUGAAGCUUUUGGAACGCAGUGGAGGGGUGAGCGAAGGCUCGUAUAUCUUCUGGAACGAAUCCGUCUGGACUGACGAGGUCGAGGGCGUACCCCUCAGCACUCGCGGCUGGGUUGUGCAGGAGCGAUUCCUCGCCCCUCGCGUUGUCCACUUCGCCGAGACCCAGAUCUACUGGGAGUGCCUUGAGGGCAUGUGGUGCGAGGCAGAUCCUGAGGGGGGACUGAGAGCUACUGCGACAGUUUACAAGACUGCAAGGCUCAACCUUGUCAAGAAGCAAGUAGCGCUGUCGGGGAAUCUGCACCCUGCGCGGCAGUCCUCAGAUCUAAUGUUCCACUCUCAGUGGGGUUCCGUCGUCGGCAUCUACACGAGCUGCGCUCUCACAAAGGAGUCGGACAGACUCAUCGCUAUGGCCGGCAUCGCCAAGACCUUCCGAGAAAUCAAUGGCGACACGUACUUGGCUGGGCUAUGGAAGCGCAUGAUCUACACCGAUCUCGCAUGGAUAACAAACACAGGCGAAGGCGCUCAGGUUCGUUACAGCGAGUCGUAUGCUCCAACCUGGAGCUGGGCUUCGGUCGCUGGGGGGAACACGACGUUGAACAUCUUGAGGGGGAAGUACAGUAGCCUCCCCGCGCCGCUCAUAAGUAUUGUCGACGCGCGGAUCGUGACAGAACCUCCGGGCGAGGAUUCCACAGGGCCACUCCGCUCGGCCGAGCUCGACAUUGAGUGCAUGCUAUACUAUUACCGUUGGGUCAGAGAAUCGAGUCACCUCGCCGUGUACACCGACGAGGCGAGGACGCAGCGGGUCUUCGAGCAGACAUAUAGAGCAGGCAGAGACAGAGACCCCCUGCACCUCGACACGACGGAUCUGAUGCGAAGGUUCGCAGGGGUGAAAGAGCUGGAGGGCGUGUGUAUGCCUAUAUGUGGAUCGUAUGAGGGCUACGGAGGGGGGAGUAACGUGUAUAUCAUGCUGGCACAGGACUUCAAUGGCAGGUUCAGACGUAUUGGGCUGUUUCAAGGCGGAGGAAUAGGAACUUGGAUAAGCGAAUGGUCUGGCAAAGGCACGCGUAUCACGCUUGUGUAG